This is a messenger RNA of Phasianus colchicus (ring-necked pheasant), 2307 nucleotides long. RefSeq names its product zinc finger protein 503 (gene ZNF503). Gene Ontology annotation, cellular component: nucleus. NCBI's taxonomy places the organism in Eukaryota, Metazoa, Chordata, Aves, Galliformes, Phasianidae. Gene Ontology annotation, biological process: negative regulation of DNA-templated transcription. The record is from RefSeq and is a predicted model, not a curated record.
CCACCCACGCCCUCCCCGCCAGCGAGAGCCGCGGGACAUUUUAUGUUUGUUUUCCUCCUCGGGGGGCGUGUGGAUUUUUUCCCUUCUCGCCCGCAGAAAGCGAGUGAGCGUUUCCGAGUGCGAGCGGCGCGACUUGCCCCAGUUUUCAUGCGAGGUUUUGGGUCAUGAUCACAUCGCCCUCGCUUUCUGCUCUCAGAAGUAGUAAGCGCAGCAGCAGCCUGAGCGAGCCCGGAGGCAGCCCCCGCCGCAGCCGCAGCGCCGCCGACCUCAGUGCCGGGCCGACCGGGCACGCUGGGAGCCCCGGCAGCGCCGCCGCCAAGCCCUGCUUCCACGCCGUCCCCCCCUCGGACCCGCUGCGCCAAGCCAACCGCCUGCCCAUCAAGGUGCUGAAAAUGCUCACGGCGCGGACCGGCCACAUCCUACACCCCGAGUACCUGCAGCCUCUCCCCUCCACGCCCGUCAGCCCCAUCGAGCUGGAUGCGAAGAAAAGCCCCCUGGCCCUUUUGGCACAAACUUGCUCGCAGAUAGGAAAGCCGGACCCGUCCCCUUCCUCCAAACUCUCCUCGGUCACCUCCAAUGGCUCCGGAGGCGACAAGGACUCCAAGUCGGGCCCCCUGAAGCUCAGCGACAUCGGCGUGGAGGACAAGUCGAGCUUCAAGCCCUACUCCAAACCGGGCGCGGAGAAGAAGGAGCCGGGGGCGGCGGGCUGCGCGGGCACCCCCGCGGCGGGGGUCGCGGCCGGAGAGAAGUCGGGAUUCCGGGUGCCGAGCGCCACCUGCCAGCCGUUCACCCCAAGGACAGGCAGCCCCAACUCCAGCGCCUCCGCCUGCUCGCCCGGGCUGCUGCCGGCCGAGGGCAAAGGCGGGGAGGACAAGAAGGACUCGGAGAGCUGCGGCAAGAGCGGCGGCUCCGGCACGGAGGGCGGCCCGGGCUCCGCCGGCAUCGGCCACGGCCGGAUUAGUGUGAGCUGCGCCGGGAUUAACGUGGAGGUCAACCAGCACCAGGAGAGCGCGCCGGGCUCCAAGCCCAUCGCUUCGGACUCCGCCUCCUCCUGCAGCAGCACCACCGCCACCUCCUCCGCCUCCGUGCUGGGCUCCGGCCUCGUGGCCCCCGUCUCCCCCUACAAGCCGGGCCAGACCGUCUUCCCGCUGCCUCCGGCGGGCAUGAGCUACCCGGGGACGCUGGCCGGGGCGUACGCGGGCUACCCGCCGCAGUUCCUGCCGCACGGCGUGGCGCUCGACCCCACCAAAUCCUCCAGCCUGGUGGGGGCCCAGCUGGCGGCCGCGGGCAGCCUGGGCUGCAGCAAGCCGGCCGGCUCCAGCCCGCUGGCGGGCGCGUCGCCGCCGUCGGUGAUGACGGCCAGCCUGUGCCGAGACCCGUACUGCCUGAGUUACCACUGCGCCAGCCACCUGGCCGGCGCCGCCGGCGCCUCCUGCGCCCACGACCAGGCCCUCAAGUCCGGAUACCCCCUGGUGUACCCCACGCACCCCCUGCACGGCGUGCACUCCUCGCUGACCGGCGCCACGCCGCCCUCGCUGGCCGGCCACCCCCUGUACCCCUACGGCUUCAUGCUCCCCAACGACCCCCAGCCGCACAUCUGCAACUGGGUGUCGGCCAACGGACCCUGCGACAAGCGCUUCGCCACCUCGGAGGAGCUGCUUAGCCACUUGCGGACCCAUACUGCCUUCCCGGGCACCGAUAAACUCCUCUCCAGCUACCCCAGCUCCUCGUCGCUGGCCAGCGCGGCGGCCGCGGCCAUGGCGUGCCACAUGCACAUCCCCACCACGGGCGCCCCGGGCAGUCCGGGCACGCUGGCGCUGCGCAGCCCGCACCACGCUCUGGGACUCGGCAGCCGCUACCACCCGUACUCCAAGAGCCCGCUGCCCACCCCCGGCGCGCCCGUGCCCGUGCCCGCCGCCACGGGACCCUACUACUCCCCUUACGCACUGUACGGGCAGAGACUCACCACAGCCUCGGCGCUGGGCUACCAGUGAGCGGCGCGGGCGGGAGGGGGAGGGAGGGAGGGGAGGGAUGGAGCCCUCCGAAUUCGGUGGAAGUCGGCAAGGAAAAAACAAAAAAAACGACAACAAACAUCCCCCCCCCCACAAAACAGAAAUGGGACUUUUUAUACGAUAGUGUUCAUCUGAGGACUGGAUCCGUGAGCACUGUAUUUAUUUAUGUUAGCUUCAAGCGGGACAACGAAUCAUAAAGUGCAUUACUUAACUGAGCUCAAUAGGUAAAAGUGGAACACCCAUUGUAGAAUAUAAAUAAAAAGAUAGAGGUCUUCUCUUUAAUGUUACUUUAAAA